Molecule: messenger RNA, 2325 nt
Organism: Exophiala spinifera
Lineage: Eukaryota; Fungi; Ascomycota; Eurotiomycetes; Chaetothyriales; Herpotrichiellaceae
Exons: 1
Coding region: 1-2325 (774 amino acids)
Source: RefSeq, a predicted model, not a curated record
AUGGCAGAGGAGAGACUUGCCAUUGAUCAUACGCAAAGACAAGGCUUCAAUGAUAUCCUUGAGGAGAUAAACGAACUCAAAACCACUGCAACGGUUGCCGCCGAGGAGCAGAAAACACUCAAGGCCGACCUUGCGUCACUUACGGAGAAAUUUCCCACGUUCGCAGUAGAUCUGGGCAUCGCCAUGUCCAGUACCUCUGCAGAACAAAUUGCCGCCGCCAAAGCGAAAACUCUGCAAAUGGCUCGGAAAGUGUUAUCAAAGCACCCCGAAAUCAUCCAGAGUCUAGCGGCCGAAACCACCGCAGACAACACGCCCCUGUCUCAACAGCUCAAUGCAGUACGAACAGCAGUACGGAGACUUGAGGCUAUAUUGGAAGGGCUUACCAAGCAGGUUGCUAGAUUUGGCGAAGAACAAUCGAGUUUCGCUAGAGCUAUGGACGAGGCCGUAAUCCGCGUAAGAGCUACCGUCAUCGCUGAGCAAAAUGAAAUUGAGCAGGCGAAAGCCAACGCCCGAGAAAAAGAGCAGGAAAACACCACUUUGACGAUAGAACAGGUGAAGCAGACAAGCAGACUGCAGACUCUGGAAAAACUGCAGGAAAAAGUGUCUCGUGAAAAGGAGGCACUGCAAACUCGCGUCGAAAAGGUCCUCUCCGAGCUGACCGAGUCGAACGCUCACCGUAAACUACAAGAGGCUCAACUCUCGCGGAUUGACCAGAGUCUACGCAACUCCCAAGGGGAUGUCAAGUUUGCGCACGAGCAAUACUCACAGGUCAGAGAACAGUUCCUCGACAGGACGCAUGAACUGGCCGAAUCUCUCCAGCAACUGGCCGAAGCCCAGCAAGCGUUCAUCAAACUUCAACAGGACUAUCAUGGCGUGUGCCAAUUUCACCUUGACAGGGAAGAGAGCUUCGAAAGAGAGCUUGCCGAGACAGUAACCCAGCGUGAAAGAUUUGAAGGAUUCUACACCAGGGUGAAGCAACAAUUGGCAGAUACCGACCACGAGUUUGCUGUAGCUGCAGAAGAGAGUAAACAACAUUCUGCAGCCAAAGAAGCCCAGCUCAUGGCAACACUCAGCGAGAAGGCCAGAAUGGAAGACAAAAUGGCAGGCCUCUUGGAAUCUAAUGCUAGACUAACACAAGAAAACGAUGAUUUGAGAAAAUUGUUACAAAAGGCCUAUCAGGCGACAAAGUCCGCAAAUCAAAAGAUACAAGGGCUCGAGGAAAAAUGCACAAAGCUUUGUGCCGCGGCGGACCAUCACGCCAGCACUCUGACCAGCAAUGUAAUCUUGCACAAGUCAGAGAUGGAUAAAGCUCAGGAAGACAAGGCAGCUCUAUCCAGCGAAAUCAAGGCAUUGAAGGAGCGCCUUGAUGAGAAGAUGCAAGGAGAGACUCAGUCUGCCACUCUGGUCCAGUCUCUUAGAGAUCGGCUGCGUUGCGUCCCGUUCUACCAUGAACUGAUCGCGUUGUCGGGGGGCACGAUUCUGACCAACAUGGACACUAGUGUCCUAGACCGCGUCAUUCAUCGAUGCCUAAGUUGGGAAGAGUCUUCUCCAGGGGAAAUCUCAAGAUCGUCUCAACCUAUACUUAUUGAAGGUCUAUUCAAUGAAGAGGAAGCAGGUGAAUCGCCAACGCAGACACUGCUUGCGCUAUUACCCCGACUCGAAGCGUCCGGAGACCGAAUGAGCCUGGCGGACAUUUUCAAACUCACGACUGCAAUCAUGACAUGCAGUUUUCAAGGCAUGGAACUUUCCAUCUCCAUAACCUUGUCAUUCCUCGUCACCUUGGUGGAAGAGGACCGCUUCGUAAAUGGGACCAUGGAGGAAAUGGCCCUACUUUACUGCGCCUGCACCACGCUCAUGACAAUAGAGGACCCGCAUAGAAGGGCUACUUUCAAUCGCCAAUGCAAGAAAACGUUGUCUAGCUUAGUACCAAAUUCUACCAUGGCUCAGCAGCUGACUAGCCUGGUGGAUAUGGAUGUCGGACAGCCACAACAAGAGCUGGCAGCACGACUCAAAGCGAGCGCCGAGGAGAAUGACAUUGGCGUUACAGUCGGGAUCUACCACCUCCAUAUGGAUAAUGAGUAUGGUGUUGUGAUUGCUGAACCACAUCAACCCAGCGACCCUCCGAGGAUCGGGUUCCUGAAGCCAACUGAGAUUGAGCUGAAGGUCGACGUGAUGAAUCUUUCAUUGGGACUACAGCUCACCUGCACGGAUGCACAUGUCAUAGGAACAUGGUCUGCGUCCUGGCCUUUGGAUAACACGAGAGUUGCCUACACAUUCAUCAAGGCAUGCAAGGCCGAAGAAAACCGGGAGCUAGAUCUCACAUAG